GGAGUAGAGCAGGAAUCGGAGCCGGUAGCUGCGCGAGUUCAUAUCCUCACUACGACAGCCUGAAUUACAGCGGGUUUUCUUUGGUUUCCUGGAUACUUUCAGGGAAAGUGUGCUGUACAUUUUGUGAGGAUGGAUUACUCAAAUCAGAGUGGGUUCAGACAGCGUAAGUUACAACCGAAGGUCAGGAUGAGGGGCGCCGCCGUGGACUCCAGUGAACCCAGUCAGCUCUUUGAUGACACCAGUGCUGGGCACAAUGCUGGACCCAGUGGUGUGGAUAAAGGACCAAUGGCCCAUGCAGGACAGAGCCUCCUUUCAGACCCAAUGUCCAACCUCGCAAUGGCCUAUGGGAGUAGUCUUGCCAGCCAGGGCAAGGAAAUGAUGGACAAGAAUCUUGACCGCUUUAUCCCCAUCUCCAAACUGAAGUAUUAUUUUGCUGUGGACACGGUUUACGUUGGCAAGAAGCUUGGACUGCUUGUAUUCCCUUAUAUGCACGAGAACUGGGAGGUGAGUUACCAGCAGGACACUCCAGUAGCUCCACGCUUUGAUGUCAAUGCUCCGGACCUGUACAUUCCCGCUAUGGCUUUUAUCACUUACAUCCUGGUGGCAGGAUUGGCCUUGGGGACACAGAACCGGUUUUCUCCAGAGAUCUUAGGCAUGCAGGCUAGUUCAGCCCUGGUGUGGCUCAUUAUUGAAGUGCUUGCUGUUCUUCUGAGUCUUUACCUGGUCACAGUAAACACAGACCUCACCACCAUUGACCUGGUGGCCUUUUCUGGAUAUAAAUAUGUUGGGAUGAUAGUAGGAGUGCUGGCAGGGCUUCUGUUUGGAAAGAUGGGAUAUUACCUCACACUGCUCUGGUGCUGUGCGUCUAUCUUCGUCUUUAUGAUCCGAACGCUGAGGUUAAAGAUUCUGUCCGAGGCGGCUGCAGAGGGGGUUCUGGUCCGAGGAGCGAAGAAUCAACUGCGCAUGUACCUGACAAUGGCCAUCGCUGCUGCACAGCCUGUGUUCAUGUACUGGCUAACCUUCCACCUGGUUAGAUAAGAGUCGGAGCGCCCAUGUUAAAGCUACCACUACAGUGACAACUCAGACACUCUCCGUCCUACUUGAAAGAGAGAAAAGAUUUUUUGCACAGAUGCAAUUAAAAAAAAAUAAAGAAAACAAAUGGACAAGCAUUGCAAAGUCUCACAGCACAACAGUAAGUGUCAUUGUCCAGCUGUCUUUUGUAUGGCGAGCCUUGUUUACUUUUUAUGUACAUUUCUAGGAGCGACUGUUGGCUUUUUGUGUUUUUUGUAUAAUGUACAGUGCAUUUGUUUGAUUUCUAUUUUAAAACUAUGUGAACACGUGUAAUAAUGUAUAAAAUGUGACUUGGACGAGUCUGUUGUAUCUCUGAAGCUUUAUUUGAGCCAGUCUGCACGGUUUAACACUGAGUCCUGUUUAUGUUUGACACAAAACGCCAGCCAUAUCUUUGUUUCUGGCUCUAGAUUGUGUGUGUGUGUGUGUGUGUGUACGUUUCUCUGCGACUGAUUUUAAAUGAGUCAAAUGCUUCUGUUUUGUAACCACUCUGACAAAUGCUUUAUAGAAUGAAGAACAAUUCAUGACUGAGCUUUUGCAAUUAAAGUGUAAAAAC
This is a messenger RNA of Colossoma macropomum (tambaqui), 1624 nucleotides long. RefSeq names its product Yip1 interacting factor homolog B (S. cerevisiae) (gene yif1b). Bases 130 to 1038 code for a protein of 302 amino acids. Lineage: Eukaryota; Metazoa; Chordata; Actinopteri; Characiformes; Serrasalmidae. Gene Ontology annotation, biological process: endoplasmic reticulum to Golgi vesicle-mediated transport. The transcript is spliced from 8 exons. The record is from RefSeq and is a predicted model, not a curated record. Gene Ontology annotation, cellular component: Golgi membrane; endoplasmic reticulum-Golgi intermediate compartment; COPII-coated ER to Golgi transport vesicle.